This is a messenger RNA of Trachymyrmex septentrionalis, 1356 nucleotides long. Its product is annotated as alpha-tocopherol transfer protein-like. The transcript has 5 exons. Gene Ontology annotation, cellular component: membrane. The record is from RefSeq and is a predicted model, not a curated record. Gene Ontology annotation, molecular function: phosphatidylinositol bisphosphate binding. The coding region runs from base 409 to 1302 and encodes 297 amino acids. NCBI's taxonomy places the organism in Eukaryota, Metazoa, Arthropoda, Insecta, Hymenoptera, Formicidae.
GAAUGAUUAGACAGAGAUAGGUGGCUCUUUAUCAUUAUACUAUCUUAUUCUCAUUUUUUACUUAUGAACGUAACAUAACAGUGUGUGUGUUCGUGCGUGCGUGCGUGCGUGUGUGUGCACGUUCCUGUAUUAUUCGAGUUCAGUGAUGAAUAUUAAAUAUUCAUUAAGUUAAUCAAUCUGAAUCUAUCAUUAUGUACUGCAGAUGGCGCAAUAUCUGAUUAUUAAAGCUGAUUUGUCAAGGCAAUUAUUCCAAAGAGCACGUAGAUUCCAAAGAGCACAUACUUGUGCAUCAAAUUGUCUGCAGAUCGCGCUUAUCAUUGAUCGUGCAUCGCGCGUUGCGUUCGAGUUUUCAUAACUAGCACAUGCGAGUCUCUGCGUGGACGAGGUUUCACAUUCACUAUCAUUGCGAUGGCGAGUAACUACAGCGACAGCGUCGUGCAUCACACUAGGCAAGAACUGACAAGUGACGAUAAAAAAUAUGCAGCGGUACAUUUGAAUGAAACUGACGAGAUGAGAAAGAACGCCAUUGCGGAGAUCAAACGCUGGAUCGAAGAGUGCGACGAUUUGCGCGUACAAAUCAGUAAAAAUGAUAGAGGUGACUUCCUUAUCCUGCGAUUUUUGAGAGUUUGCAAAUUUAAUCUUGAGAAAACUAAGAUCAGACUGCAAAACUAUUAUAAACAGCGAUUUUGCUUACCAGAAUGGUACAUGAAUAAAAAUCCAUUUCGACCGGAACUACAAGAACUACUUGAUUUAGGGAUAGCUUUGCCUCUGCGGAAACCGGACAAUCAUGGAAGAUUGGUUAUCAUCAUGUAUGGCACUCGGCAUGACCCGAAGAAACACAGAGUUUCAGACAUAGCUAAGAUCACCAUGAUGGCAAUAGAAAUUGCGACAAAGAAUUAUACCGCAGCAUCUGUGUAUGGCUGCUCAGUGUUCAUAGACGUAGCCAAUCCGACUAUACAACAUGCUCUUCAAAUGCGACCCCAAAUUAUAAUGAAUUUGGUUUACGCGUGGCAGAGUAGCUAUCCUAUGAGAAUUCAGUCGAUUAACUUUAUUAACGCAGCCAAAUAUAUCGAGAUUGUUUUGAGAAUUUUUAGAUCUUUUAUGAUUGAAAAGAUGAAGAAUAGAUUGCACGUUUACACACAAAGUGCGAUGCAGAACUGUUUCAAGGAUAUUCCGGUUAAUAUUUUGCCCAUCGAAUUUGGAGGCACUGAUGGUACACUUCAGGAAUUAGCAGAAUAUUGGAAGAAAUUAUUGGAGGAAAAUCGCGACUGGCUUAUGGAUGAUGAAAAAAAUUGUUACUAAUCUGAAAUAGUAAAUUCAGAAUCAACGAAAAUGUAUAUUCUUAGCACACACUUG